CCACCAGCACUGUCCCCGUCCUGGGGUCCCUGGGCCCCCCCCUCCGAGCCCCUCAUUCAUCCUCAGGCGUCACCGGGUUCCUGAGGAUCGAUGAGAACGGGGACCGGGAGAGCGACUACUCCCUAUGGGACAUGGACCCCACGAGCGGGGACUUCCAGAUCGUGGCCAACUACAACGGCACCACCAAGAAGCUCCAUAUGGUGCCAGGACGCGACAUCCAUUGGCCAGGGAACGCCGUCCCCUCCGACGUCCCCCCCUGUGGCUUCGACCACAGCGACCCACAGUGCCAGAAGGCCAACCUGAGCACGCUGGAGGUGCUGUCCCUGGCGCUCAGCCUCGUCCUGCUGGCCAUCACCAUCAUCUCCUUCUUCAUCUACAGGAAGCUGCAGCUGGAGAAGGAGCUGGCGGCCGAGCUGUGGCGCGUGCGCUGGGAGGACCUGCAGAUGAGCAGCAUGGAGAAGCACCUGCGCAGCGCCGGCAGCAAGCUCACCCUGUCCCUGAGGGGCUCCAACUACGGCUCGCUGAUGACAGCAGAGGGGCAGUUCCAGGUCUACGCCAAGACGGCGUAUUACAAGGGCAACCUGGUGGCCGUCAAGCACCUCAACCGCAAGCGGAUCGAGCUGACGCGCAAGGUCCUGUUCGAGCUGAAGCACAUGCGAGACGUCCAGAACGAGCACCUGACGCGCUUCAUCGGCGCCUGCACCGAUCCCCCGAACAUCUGCAUCCUGACCGAGUACUGCCCGCGCGGGAGCCUGCAGGACAUCCUGGAGAACGAGAGCAUCACGCUGGACUGGAUGUUCCGCUACUCCCUCACUCUUGACAUCGUCAAGGGGAUGCAGUUCCUGCACAAUGGUGCCAUCAUGUCCCACGGCAACCUCAAGUCCUCCAACUGCGUGGUGGACAGCCGCUUCGUGCUGAAGAUCACCGACUACGGGCUGGAGAGCUUCCGCGUGGCCCCCGACGGCGACGACUCCCACGCGCUCUUUGCCAAGAAGCUAUGGACGGCGCCGGAGCUGCUGCGCAUGGAGGUACCGCCGGCCCGCGGCACGCAGAAGGGCGACGUGUACAGCUUCGGCAUCAUCCUGCAAGAGAUCGCGCUGCGCAACGGCGUCUUCUACGUGGAGGGACUGGACCUGAGCCCCAAAGAGAUCAUCGAGCGGGUGAAGAGUGGGGAGCGCCCCAGCUUCCGCCCCUCGGCCAACGUGGGGUGCCACAUGGAGGAGCUGGGCCAGCUCAUGCAGCACUGCUGGGCCGAGGACGUCCUGGAGCGCCCUGACUUCAACCAGAUCAAGGUCCAGCUCCGCAAGUUCAACAGGGAGAGCAGCAGCAACAUCCUGGACAACCUGCUGUCACGCAUGGAGCAGUACGCCAACAACCUGGAGGAGCUGGUGGAGGAGCGCACCCAGGCCUACCUGGAGGAGAAGCGCAAGGCUGAGGCUCUGCUCUACCAGAUCCUGCCCCACUCGGUGGCGGAGCAGCUGAAGCGGGGGGAGACGGUGCAGGCGGAGGCAUUCGACAGCGUCACCAUCUACUUCAGCGACAUCGUGGGCUUCACGGCGCUGUCGGCCGAGAGCACCCCGAUGCAGGUGGUGACGCUGCUCAACGACCUCUACACCUGCUUCGACGCCAUCAUCGACAACUUCGACGUCUACAAGGUGGAGACCAUCGGGGACGCCUACAUGGUGGUGUCGGGGCUGCCGGUGCGCAACGGGAAGCUGCACGCGCGCGAGGUGGCACGCAUGGCGCUGGCGCUGCUGGACGCCGUCCGCUCCUUCCGCAUCCGCCACCGCCCGCAGCAGCAGCUCCGGCUGCGCAUCGGCAUCCACACGGGGCCCGUCUGUGCCGGUGUGGUGGGCCUGAAGAUGCCCCGGUACUGCCUCUUUGGGGACACGGUGAACACGGCCUCGCGCAUGGAGUCCAAUGGUGAAGCCCUGAAGAUCCACAUCUCGGCGGUGACCAAAGCGGUGCUGGAGGAGUUCGGCUGCUUCGAGCUGGAGCUGCGGGGCGACGUGGAGAUGAAG
Messenger RNA from Numida meleagris (helmeted guineafowl), 2021 nucleotides. RefSeq names its product natriuretic peptide receptor 1 (gene NPR1). Gene Ontology annotation, biological process: cGMP biosynthetic process; receptor guanylyl cyclase signaling pathway; protein phosphorylation. NCBI's taxonomy places the organism in Eukaryota, Metazoa, Chordata, Aves, Galliformes, Numididae. Gene Ontology annotation, molecular function: protein kinase activity; guanylate cyclase activity; peptide receptor activity. The record is from RefSeq and is a predicted model, not a curated record.